Messenger RNA from Acanthosepion pharaonis, 1926 nucleotides. Lineage: Eukaryota; Metazoa; Mollusca; Cephalopoda; Sepiida; Sepiidae. The record is from the annotation of a GenBank genome assembly.
AUGAGACCGUUACGAACUAUCAAACCUCCCUCAUACACUGUCCUUCGGGGCGGUGCCAAUCAUUUAGUGAAGAAUCAACGCCUAAUUGAUGACCUUUCAUUGCCUCCUAUGACUUGGAGUUUUCAAUUUUACUUUUUCUUUCUUGCUCGAUUGUUUAGGAAUGUUCUCUGCUUCUUAUUUUUAUUCUCCGUUUUUUUUCAUGAAACGUUAUUUUUCGUUCUUAAAUUAUUCCAAAUUUUUCUGUUUUCAUUCGUACUUUUUUUUCCUUCAUUCCUUCCAUUUUUUUUUUAUUUUUGCUUAAUUCUUUCCUAUUUUCAUUUAUCAUUUAUUCUUUUUUUUCAUUCCUUGCAAUUUCUCUUUCAUCAUAAUUUAUUCCAAGUUGCUUUUUUCAUUAAAUCAUUUUUCUUUUUUCAUCAUUCCUUCCGAUUUUUAUUUUUGCUUUUUACCAUCUUAUUUUCUUUAUUCAUUCAUUUUAAUUUUCGCUUUUCUUCAUUCCAUUCAAUUUUGUUUUUGCAUCAUUCUUUCUUAUUUUAUUUUUUCAUUCAUUUUUGUUUCAUUACUUCCAAGUUAAAAUUUUUCAUAAUUUCUUCCUCUUUGUUUUUUUUAUUCGUUCAUGUUUCUUUUCUUUCAUUCCUUCGAUUUUUUUUUUAUUUUUUGCUUAAUUCUAUCCUCAUUUUUCUUUCGUUCAUUUUUCUUUUUUCUUUAUUCAUUCUUAUUUUCUUUAUUCCUUCAUAUUUUCAUUCCUUUAUAUUUUUCUUUUCUUCUUUUUUUCUUUCAGCUCUUUCCUUUAAAGUUGCUUUCUUUCCUAUUCUUCUUUCCCUUUUCUUUCUUUGUUUUGUUUCCUCAUGUUCAUAUCUAUCCAUCUAUCUAUCUAUCUGUCUGUCUCACCUAUCUAUCAUUUUAUCAUAUAUCUAUCUAUCUAUCUCAGUUCCAUGUUCGUAUCUAUCUAUCUAUCAUAUUUUAUCUAUCUAUCUAUCUAUCUAUCUAUCAUCCAUCUAUGUUCAUAUGUUCAUACCUAUCUCAGUCAUGUUUCAUCUAUAUCUAUCUAUCUAUCUAUCUAUCUAUCUAUCUCUAUCUCUGUCUGUCAUCAGUUAUAUUCAUCUACCUAUCCGUCUCAUGUUCAUACCAAUCUCAUUCAUGUUAUCAUCAUAUCUAUCUAUCUAUCUAUCUAUCUAUCUAUAUCAUCUAUCUAUCUAUCUAUCUAUCUAUCUAUCUCUAUCUAUCUAUCCGUCUCACUUAUGUUCAUACCUAUCUUCAUAUCUAUCUAUCCAUCUAUCAUCUAUCCAUCUAUCUAUCUAUCACAGUCAUCAUAUCUAUCUAUCUAUUUAUCUAUCCAUCUAUCUAUGUAUCUAUCUAUCUGUCCCUAUCUAUCUAUCUAUCUCAGUCAUGUUCAUCUAUCUAUCUAUCUAUCUAUCUAUCUAUCUAUCUAUAUAUAUAUCUAUCUAUCCAGUCAUGUUGUUCAGUCACCUAUCUCAUCAUUCAUCCAUCUAUCUAUCUAUCUAUCUAUCUAUCAUCAUCUAUCUAUCUAUCUAUCUGUCAUCCAUCUAUCUAUCUAUCUAUCCAUCUAUCUAUCUAUCUAUCUAUCUAUCUAUCUAUCUCAGUUAUGCUCAUAUCUAUCAUAUCUAUCUAUCUAUCUAUCUAUCUGUCUGUCUCAGUUAUGUUAUCUAUCUCAGUCAUCUAUUCAUUCAUCUAUCUAUCUAUCUAUCUAUCUAUCUAGUCUCAGUUAUGUUCAUAUCUAUUCUAUCUAUCUAUCUGGGACUCAUCUAUCUAUCUAUUAAAAUAUCUAUCUAUCAGAUCAGAAGUCAUCUGGAAAUAUAUGUAGAAAUGACACAGGAAGCCUCAUAUCUAUCUAUGAUCUAUCUCUAUCUCACUGGUGUUCAAGAUGCUAUCUAUCUAGUCAGGAACGACUACAUUUGCAGAUCCUAG